Molecule: messenger RNA, 426 nt
Organism: Homalodisca vitripennis (glassy-winged sharpshooter)
Lineage: Eukaryota; Metazoa; Arthropoda; Insecta; Hemiptera; Cicadellidae
Product: adhesive plaque matrix protein 2-like
Exons: 2
Coding region: 3-395 (130 amino acids)
Source: RefSeq, a predicted model, not a curated record
UAAUGUGUGUUGUUUCAGACAUUAACUGUGAGACCAGUGACGACUGUAGCUCGGACAAAGUGUGCUUGGACUUUAAAUGUGAAGACCCUUGCCUUGGCGUAUGUGGCUUUAACACCGUCUGCCACACAGUCAACAACGUUUAUAUGUGUGCCUGUAAACCAGGUUAUAUAGGCUACCCUUUCGAUGGCUGCUAUCCCGAAGAAUGUACAAUGAACUCGGAUUGCCCCGAGGAAAUGGAAUGCAAGAACAAACACUGUAGGGAUGUCUGUAAAAACGCUUGUGGACUAAACAGUCAUUGCAAAGGCAUCAGACAUCAUCCAGUCUGCUCCUGCAGUCCAGGACAUGUUUGGGAUCCGUUCUUAGGAUGUCAAAUACAGAGUAAGUCAAAGUCAUGAUCAGUUAAAGCAUCCGGUUAGUUAAGUGUUU